Lethenteron reissneri (Far Eastern brook lamprey) is the source of this 2608-nucleotide messenger RNA. Its product is annotated as UDP-glucuronosyltransferase 1A1-like. NCBI's taxonomy places the organism in Eukaryota, Metazoa, Chordata, Hyperoartia, Petromyzontiformes, Petromyzontidae. Gene Ontology annotation, molecular function: UDP-glycosyltransferase activity. The record is from RefSeq and is a predicted model, not a curated record.
AUGCGGUGGUGUUUCAGCUUUGCUCUAACCCUCGCCUUCAUGCACAUGGCCGUGGGCCAGGAGAAAUCUGACGGUGACCGUGCUGUGGGUGGCAUGCUGGUGUACCCAACUGAUGGCAGCCACUGGAUGAGCCUGCGUGCUCUGUCCCUCGCCGUGUCUCGGCGUGGUUACCGAGUGGUCGUGGCAUUGCCCGCGACAGGUAAUUGGAUGGUGGGGGAGACGCCUGGGCUAGACUCGGAGACCUUCCCUGUGCCCUUUGUUGAUCAAGAUAACGUGUUCGACACGUUUUUACGAGAAGUGGUAUUUAAAGAAACGGAUGGCGUUACAGAAUUCACUUUUAGGAGCUUUGAGAGUAUCUACAAGAAGUGUGCCGUAAUGUGUGAUAGCUUACUUGGCAAUGUUGCUGUGAUGCAGCGACUUCGAACCUAUAACUUUGAGGUUCUUCUCGCUGACCCCAUAGAUCCAUGUGGAGCAAUUUUAGCUGACGCACUGGGGCUCCCGUCAAUAUUUCUUUUGCGUGGUAUUCCAUGCAAUAUCGACUUAAAAGCUGCCCACUGCCCAGCACCAUCGUCGUACGUUCCCCAAAGUAUGUCAGGCUUCACAGACCAAAUGAGUUUCACCGAGCGGGUCACCAACAUGUUUAUGGGUUUAAAGCAGGAUCACCUGUGUAUUGACUUCAUUCUGAAACGCUUUGAUGAGCUGGCCAGGCGCCACCUGGGCCGGGACGUUACGACAAUGGAGCUGCUUAGCAAUGCGUCCAUCUGGCUGCACCGGACAGACUUUGUCUCUGACUAUCCCCGCCCGACUAUGCCCAACAUGGUGAACGUCGGAGGUUUGACAUCCGGUGAAGCUAAACCUCUUCCACAGGAUUUGGAGGAGUUUGUGCAGAGUUCUGGGGAGCAUGGUGUGGUCGUGGUAUCAUUUGGAUCCUUGGUGUCAGCCAUUCCUCAUAGAAUAGCCAACGUUAUUGCAGAGGGCCUGGGCAGAAUCCCUCAAAAGGUUAUAUGGCGCUAUGAAGGACCAACUGUCGAAAAGCUCUCAAACAACACAAAAGUGAUGCCCUGGUUACCACAGAGGGACCUCUUAGCCCACGCUAAGACUCGUGUAUUCGUGACGCACGGGGGAUCGCUCGGCAUCUUCGAGGCCAUCUGCUAUGGCGUCCCCAUGCUCGGCCUGCCACUCUUCGGGGACCAGUUCGAAAACAUGGCCCGCAUGCAAAACAAGGGUGCAGCACUGGUGCUCAACAUUCACUCCCUCGACGCUGGCUCUCUCGCCUUGUCUAUCUCCACAAUCGCCACUCACAAGAGCAGCUACAAGGAGAAGUCAUCACUUCUCUCGCGUCUGCACCACGACCAGCCGCAGAAGCCCAUGGACAGGGCAGUGUUCUGGGUGGAGUUUGUGAUGCGGCACGGUGCGGAGCACCUGCGAGUGGCGGCUCACCACCUCACCUGGUACCAGGAGGCCGGCUUUGAUGUGGCGGCGUUUCUGCUGGCAGCCAUAGUCCUGGUGACAAGCGUGUUGACUGCGCUCAUCACGAUCUGCUGUCGCUGGCUCUGUAGGGCCAAACACAGUAACGCCACCGUAGGCAAAGAAAUGGCAGCCUCUAAAAAACACAAAUGAUUUUAUCCGGAGCAAAAAAAAAAAGAAAUCUAUAUUAUAUUUAGUGCACGUGUAAAUAUCUUCGAAAACAAUAUGAUUAACACUAUGAUACCUCCUUUACCAGUGGCAAAAUAUAGUAAUUACCCUUUCAACUGGUACAAAACUGACACCUUUAUACAAAGCAUCAUGUUUGCAAUAACCACAACACAAGCAGUCAAAAUGGAGACUCGAGCCUCGUCUCCAUUGGUGUAGACUAGGCUCUAAGAAAAGCUGUCUCCGGUGUGGACCAAUCAACUUUAUUAUCAUCAUCAGAGUUGUUUCUUUUUGUUUGCAUUUUGACUGCUUGUGUUGUGGUUAUUGCAAACAUGAUGCCUUGUAUAAAGGUGUCAGUUUUGUACCAGUUGAAAGGGUAAAACCCUAUUACUAUAACAAUAUGAUUGUGCUGAUUUUGUUUUCUGAAGUUGAAUGCGAAUGUAAUUCCCUUGAAUGUGUUUUCUUAAAAUAGUGUCUGGCUAAUUUCAUUCAAGUGCUCUUAGCAAGUAGAUUUUGGCGACGCGUGGGACAUGGCUUUAGAGACACUUUGAAUGUUAGCGAUUGAGACUGGUUUUGUACGGUCAUCUUAGUUUGUAUUGGGUCGGGUAAUUGGUCUCUUGUUGAUUGCUUUCUAUAAAACUUUGACGUCACAAGGUGAUCAAGUGGACAGGUGUCUCAAGGCUCAGAGAUACAACCGUAGUACCGGCGGUACGCACUUGAUGUUGUGGCAAUUUUAGGAGAAAAUGCACAAAGUAAUUCGGCUAUUGCAUGACUAGAUCAAUACUCUCCAUAGUACUCAUUUCGCCUGUCCCUUGCCUCCAACUCUGUAAUGAGCAAUUGCAGAACGCAGUUAUCUUCCCCGUUGAAAAUUAACUAGUAUGUUUCUGGACAGAUUGUUCUUGGCUUAAUCAAAUGCUUCAACGUAACCGAGCAUCACGAUGUUCCUGAGAAAGGGGCCACGGUGAUCUCGCUUGAG